GUUGGAGCAAAGGAACCCUGGAAUACAUAUGAAUUUAGCACUAAAACAUGAAUAAUAGUUCUCUCUUUCAGAUACAAUGAAUUGAGACAAAAUUGAUAACAGUUACAGAAACACAGUUACAUAAACUUUGUGAAUAAGAAACAACCCAUGAUUUCACCUGUAAUUAAGACUUCAAGAAAAAGCAAGCACCAAGCAAAGUACCCAAGAUUUCCAGGAAUGGUUAGACCUCAUCUUAAAUACUGCCAAGAUUGCUGGGGGGUUUUUUUGCUAUUUUUUUCUCCCCCUCAAUUUGCAGCAGCAGUCCUCGUGCCCAAAGUCAUUUGCUGGUUUACUGGCACUCAAAUCUCCCUGACAGAUUAGCAAGGACCAGAGGGGGAUAUUAAGUGUGUGGGGGGGGGGGGGGGAAGGUGGGUGCUGCCCUAAUAUCACAUUUUUUUUUUCUUUUAUUCUACCCUUACUGUUCCUUCCACUUUCCCUGUGCAAUCUUGGAGAUAGGCUGAGAGAAUGGUGGUGUGUGUACCACUUCAUUCCACUUUUGUGAUAGCUCAGCCAUGUCCUCACCCUCUUAGCGUGUAUAUCAAGUCAAUACUCAAACUGGGUACAAGAUAAUGGGCAUGCCACCUAAAGUUAUUUUUGACCGAUGCCUGCAUCUACAAUAUCGUUCUUUUAGACACUACCAACUCAUGCCCCUAGUUAAGGUUAAGGAUAAUUAGUCCUACUGGACUUGAGUAGCUCAUCUGCAUACAUGCUCUUAUAGAAUUGAGAGAAUUUUCUCCGGACAGUGAAACAAAAAACACGUGUGUGUGGGCACACUUCUCAGCACCUUGGAUGACUUCCCGUUAUACUGUUUUCAUAACUUUACAAAUAGCAGCAAUAACCAUAGCCGACAAUAGGAAUCCUAGGAAGAAACUGAUAAGCUUAAGCUCCCCACUUCACCAUCACAGACCAGCACAAUACUUGCAACACUGCACCCCCCCAAUCCUCACUGGAGCACCAGACUACUAACAAACACUUCUACCAGAAGUAGCUGUGCAUCUGGUGGGUUAAUACACUACAAUUUCGCCAGAUUAGAGGCUCUAAUUUUAACUCAAAUUUUUACUCCGUCUUGCUUAAGAAAAAGUGAUGGAUUGGACACUAAUCAGUCAGUAAAUAUUGAUAGUUACUGAUUUCUACUUAAUAAAUUACGUGUUAUAAAAACAUGGUGUGAAUUAUCAACUAAGUUAACAAUUUCAGUAUUUUAAAAGCGUCAUCUUCCCUAGAGAGACAACUCAUCAUAGCUCCACAAUGAACACCCUCCAAACCUCACUGAGUCUUCAAUACGUCCCAGAGUCUACGCCCACCCUGUAUUUACUCCAGACAUCACAUUUUUCCCAAUUGUAUAACGAACAAAGGGCGACACUACUGUCAGCUUCCUACCGACAAUACAGCCAUAGCCACCCACUUGAGUAGUUUUUUUUUUUUUUUUGGAGGGGAGGGGGAAGAGGAGUCCCAGUACGUUACUGGUCCUUUUUUGGCAUCAAAAAAUUGCAGUACAACAAACCUGAAAGCAUUCCACCAAAUAAGCUCACAUCAAGUCUAGUUAUACCGAUAAUACUUUCCUAAAUACUAAAUCCAGUCUCAGCUCAGUUUUUACACACGCGUUAAUUUCUUAGCGAAUAUGCUCACAGACUUAUUUUUAACCACUCGCAUUUGCUAAUAAAAACAAGUAAUGCAACGAGGAAACAGACUAACUCCGUUACCGACCAAUCGGCAUUUUCCUUCCAUUCGAGACACCCUUACGUCAGAAGUCGAUUCUCGUCUCGACUUUGACUGUACGCGCGAGGAAGUACCUAGCGUGGUGGAGAAGGAAGAAAUACUCCCAGAGAGCGGCAGAACGGGGUCACGAACUAUGACCUUUCACAGAAAAACAAUAACAAAAAUAUUUUUAAUAAAGUAAAAUAAAAAGGGGUGACUUCGAGGACCGUUCGCACCAGAGUACCAGAGGCAUGACUAUAUGGUAUUGCCAGUACCGUUCCAUUACUAAAGAUACAUUCAUGAGUAUUGUGGACUUCUAGUUGGCUUCAUUACUUAAAGUGUAUUGACAGAUUUCUCUAAUGAUCCUACAUCACCAUGACAACGAAUAUGGAGGUGCUGGCUCAGCAGAUAGUGGAGACACAGCAGGUGGCUGAGGUUCAAGCUGUUCAGACCUCGCUGUCUGACACAUCAGUGAUGACCAGUCCUUCGCAACGCAUCCAGAUAAUCUCCACAGACUCUUCAGUUGCAUCUCCGCCUCGCAUACAGAUUGUAACUGAUCAGCAAACAGGCCAGAAAAUUCAAAUAGUGACUUCAGUAGACCCAUCAGCAUCUUCCAAGCAGCAGUUUUUCCUAACCAGCCAAGAUGGAUCCGGUACAGGAAAGGUGAUACUCGCAUCCCCUGAGACAGCCAACACCAAGCAGCUAAUUUUUGCAACUGAUAGUAUAGUACCAGGUAGAAUUCAGAUUGUGACAGAUCCAGCUGCAGUGGAACGUUUGUUAGGGAAAACAGAUGCACAGAGGCCACAACCUGUAGAAUACUGUGUUGUGUGUGGAGACAAAGCUUCAGGUCGACAUUAUGGGGCUGUCAGCUGUGAAGGAUGCAAAGGUUUCUUUAAAAGAAGUGUGCGGAAAAAUUUAAGCUACAGCUGUCGUAGCAGCCAGGAUUGUAUCAUCAAUAAACACCACCGAAACCGCUGCCAGUUCUGCCGGCUUAGGAAGUGUCUUGAGAUGGGCAUGAAAAUGGAAUCUGUACAAAGUGAGCGAAAACCCUUUGAGGUACAGCGGGAGAAACCAUCUAACUGUGCAGCCUCAACAGAGAAAAUCUAUAUAAGAAAAGACCUGAGAAGUCCUCUUAUAGCAACUCCAACAUUUGUUGCUGAUAAAGAUGGAACAAGGCAUUCAAGUCUUCUGGAUCCCGGCAUGUUAGUAAAUAUUCAACAACCAAUUAUACGCACUGAUGGCACAGUUUUACUGGCAACAGAAGCAAAGGCAGAGACAAGUCAUGGAGAUUUGGGUACACUAGCAAGUGUUGUAACAUCUCUUGCCAGUCUUAGUGAGUCACUUAAUAAUGGCGAUCCAUCAGAAAUUCAACAAGAGGACCAGUCUGCGAGUGAGAUUACAAGGGCAUUUGACACUUUAGCUAAGGCACUUAAUACCACAGAUGGUGACGCUGGGCAUAGUCUAGCAGAUGGAAUGGAUCCUACGGCAGGAGGCAAUAUUCAGGUUAUCAGUAGAGACCACUCAACGCCUAUCAUCGAAGUUGAAGGACCGCUGCUCACAGAUUCACACGUCUCAUUUAAGCUAACAAUGCCUAGUCCAAUGCCAGAGUACUUAAAUGUGCACUAUAUUUGUGAGUCUGCAUCACGAUUGCUUUUCCUGUCUAUGCACUGGGCAAGAUCAAUCCCUGCAUUUCAGGCUUUAGGUCAGGAUUGCAAUACAAGCCUGGUGCGAGCCUGCUGGAAUGAAUUGUUCACUCUUGGUCUGGCACAGUGUUCUCAGGUGAUGAGCCUUUCUACCAUCUUGGCAGCUAUUGUGAACCACUUGCAAAAUAAUAUUCAAGAAGAUAAACUUUCUGGAGACAGGAUAAAACAGGUGAUGGAACAUAUCUGGAAACUUCAGGAGUUCUGUAACAGCAUGGUUAAACUUGAUAUUGAUGGCUAUGAGUAUGCCUACCUUAAAGCUAUAGUACUCUUCAGCCCUGAUCACCCUGGUUUGACAAACACGAGUCAGAUUGAAAAGUUCCAGGAGAAAGCCCAAAUGGAGUUACAGGACUAUGUUCAGAAAACAUACCCUGAAGAUACUUACAGGUUAGCACGGAUAUUAGUACGCCUUCCUGCACUUCGACUGAUGAGUUCCAGCAUCACAGAAGAGCUAUUUUUUACUGGUCUUAUUGGGAAUGUUCCAAUUGACAGUAUAAUCCCAUACAUACUCAAAAUGGAAUCAGCAGAGUACAACAGUCAGAUCAUUGGCAGCCCUGUGUAGCAGGUCAGAGAAGAGACAUUCCUUGGACUUCACUUGUUUUGUUAAACAAACAAAAAAAGACGGGAAUAAAAUGAAAAACUGCUAAACUUUUUCAAGAGAGUUUUAAAACAGAAAUGAGAAGUAGCUUUAGCAACACAAGAUACUUCUCCUUCUAGACUGCUGAUGUACUGUUUAAUUUUAGUUGCACUUUUUCUGUCAUCAUUGUCUUUGUGAACAAGAAAUGAAGCUGGAUAACAGAUUUCAGUAAUUUUUUCCUCUCCACAUGAGAGUUCUGCAGUAGACUUUCUUGCUUUUUGUCUUUGUAAAACUGUUCAGCUUUGAAAGAAUAUGGAAUGAGAUCACCCAAUACAUCAGUAGAAGGCUAUUGAGUUAGAUGUACUACUCUGACCACAGCUGAAGGGUGUACUACCACAAUGGAAGACUUGCACAACAUGUUUGCAUUGCUGCCAUACUUCUCAGUGCAAUAGCUACUUAUCCCAGAUGUGGCAUCAGUAGGGCAUGGUUAUUCAUUCAUAACAGUUAUUUAACAAAUAUGUAUUAAUAAGGGAAAAGUUUGUUUAAUUGCACCACUCAUUUAGAGUGCAGUUACUGUCUCUUAAUUCCACAGCCCUAAUGUAUCCCGUUGUGCAUAUCUUGGCUUUUUAAAAAAAAAUAAUAAAUACAGCAGCAUAUGCAAUCAAUGUCUUGUGGUGUAAAAUUAAAUUUCAUUAAUGCAUACUUGUUUGUAAGAGCAUUAUAAACAUAGCAGAACACCUACUAUCCAGUUAUGUUGUCUUACAUGCCUUUGUUUAUUUUUGUAAUCCAUCAGUCAUGGUAAGCUGUUUUUUUUUACAAGGCUUUUAUUACUAAACUGUAGUACAAGUGAUCUUAAUUUCUUGCCACUGCAUUGCAAAAUGUUAAUACCCAUCAGCACCUCAAAACGGUAAAUAUGAUUAUAUUUAAGGUGAUUCUUGUUUUAAAAUGAGAAGUGAGCAUCUUCCUCUUUGGAAAGUUAGGGGUCAUCUAGAUCUUAAUUACCAUUUAUUUUGAAAGUAGUAAAAUGUUUCACCUUUGGCAACAUUUCUGUCUAUGCACUUAAAUAACAUCUGUCCAUAAUUUUGUUCUAGGGUAUAGCAAAGAGUGUCAGGAAUGCCUGAAGUGGAUACAUUUCAAUUCAGUUUCAGAGGUUAUAUUUAUAAUUGCUGUACAGAAUGACUAGUCAUUUCCUUAUAGUGUUACAGUUGUGGGCUUAUUUGGUAAGAUGUUUACUGGGGGGGGUGCAAAGGGUCACCUCCACCUUUCUGCAAUAAAUAAAUGGAAUCUCUUGGUCAUGUUGUUGCAGUAUGUCUGGACAUAACAUAUUCUGUAAUUUCUAAAUAUUUCAACUUCUACCAGACAUGCAGCUAUGUAUCAGCCUCUGCCCUAAUAGGAAGUAAAGCAGUUACUGUAACUGUGUGCAUUUGUACCGUGACCUACAGAGGACUAGAAAUCGUAAAUCAAAAAAAAAAAAGGGGGCAAAUAAUGUAUUAGAUAUUUUUUGUACAUGUAGAUUCACAGAAGUAAAUCUAAACACUGUAAUUUACUGCUUAACCCAUUUAAUGAAGUAGGAAAUCUGUACCCUAAUGAAAAGGUUACGCAGGUUGGGCAGACAAGUUCCCUGGCUUAAAUGAAAUGGUGAAUGUGAAAUGUUUACUUAAAUUCAAGUUAUUGAAAUGACUUUUUAAACAUGUUUUAUGUGUUAAACAUUUAUUAUGUCUAACUUUAAAUCAUUUGUUACAAUGAUGGUUCAGGUUAUGUAAUUUACUUAUUAAUCAUUAGUCAUUCAUUGUUUUGGAUUGAUUGAAGUCAUUUUAGAGGGAUGUUUAAAUUUGUAAUGCAGAGAUUGAAUGCAUUUCUGUUGAAGUUCCGAAGUUCAGGUGUUUAAAAUAAAUGGAGUGAAAGCGCUAAA
Protopterus annectens (West African lungfish) is the source of this 5923-nucleotide messenger RNA. RefSeq names its product nuclear receptor subfamily 2 group C member 2 (gene NR2C2). Gene Ontology annotation, biological process: cell differentiation; anatomical structure development; positive regulation of embryonic development. The record is from RefSeq and is a predicted model, not a curated record. The transcript has 16 exons. The coding region runs from base 2110 to 3996 and encodes 628 amino acids. Gene Ontology annotation, molecular function: zinc ion binding; nuclear receptor activity; RNA polymerase II cis-regulatory region sequence-specific DNA binding. Lineage: Eukaryota; Metazoa; Chordata; Ceratodontiformes; Protopteridae.